AAUUGACUACGUCUACCUGGCGAUUGCCGAGAAAUUCACCGCAGUUGCUGUUUGCUUUGACUCUUGCUGUGCCCAAGACAGCGAUCAGUGAAACGAUAGAAGAAAGAGGGAGCAGCCCAACCACCGCCGUCGUCGAUCCCCUCUGCACAGAAGAGAGAGAGAGAGAGGGAGAGGGAGUCGCUCAGUUCUGCUAUGUCGUUGGGAAACCGUCCUCCAGAUGCUUGAUCGUCCGGGAACCGGUGUUUUCAGGUGAAGGAAAUGGCGUUUUGCCUCAAAUUUUGUGGAGGGAAGUCUUCUUCGAGAGAAGGUGGGGAUAAGAAGAAAAAGAAGAAUACGGCGUGGAGGGUCUUCUCUUUGGAGGAGUUGCACGCUGCGACAAACAACUUCAAUUACGACAACAAGCUUGGUGAGGGCGGGUUCGGGAGCGUCUAUUGGGGACAGCUGUGGGAUGGAUCGCAGAUUGCAGUUAAAAGACUGAAGAUUUGGAGUGCCAAGGCAGAAUUGGAAUUCGCUGUUGAGGUUGAGGUUCUUGGUAGGGUGAAGCAUACAAAUUUGCUGAGUUUACGGGGCUACUGUGCUGAAGGACAGGAGCGUUUAAUCGUCUAUGAUUUCAUGCCAAAUUUGAGUUUGAUGUCCCACCUUCAUGGGCAAAACUCAGCGGAAUGCCUCCUCGAUUGGGAUAAGCGGAUGAAGAUUGCAAUUGGAUCAGCUGAAGGAAUUGCAUAUCUUCACCAUUUUACGCCUCAUAUCAUUCACAGAGAUAUCAAAGCGAGCAACGUACUUUUGGAUUCAGAUUUCCAUUCUCGGGUAGCUGAUUUUGGGUUUGCAAAACUUAUUCCAGAUGGUGCAUCUCAUGUUACAACCCGGGUGAAAGGCACGCUUGGCUACCUUGCUCCAGAGUAUGCCAUGUUUGGCAAGGCAUCUGAGAGCUGUGAUGUAUAUAGCUUUGGCAUUCUCCUGGUUGAAAUUGUUAGCGGUAAGAAGCCCAUAGAGAAGAUCACCAUCACAGUGAAACGCUCAAUUGUACAGUGGGCAUUACCUUUGGUUUGCGAAAGGAGGUAUAAGGAAGUGGCUGACCCAAAGUUGGGCGGAAAAUACAAUGUUGAAGAACUCAAAAGGGUUGUGCUUGUUGGAUUACUAUGUGCACAGGAAAAACCAGAGAAGAGACCUACGAUGCCUGAGGUUGUAGAGUUGCUGAAAGGUGACCAUAAAGAAAAGGUUUCAAAACUGGAAAAAAACGACCUGUUUAAUCCAGACAAAUCAGGAAUACCAGAUAUGGAUAUGAGCACAGAUUCUAUAUCAGAUGAAACCAGAUCUACAGAUCUGGUGAAAGGAGGCACUAUGCUUAGAGAGCAAUCUUGAUAUGAGCGGUAAAUCUAUCCGUUUUACUUAAAGUAUCUGUUGUGACCAGGCUUGGUUGCUUCUUGUUUCCCUUGCUGUUGAGGGCCCAUUGAAAUAUUUAAGAGGCUUUGUUCGAGGAGCCGGGUAUGCCAUUUACCAGAUGCUUGUUCUUUUGAGGAAGGUUGUGAGCAAAGAAGAAAUGAAUCAACUUAAAUUGGUGUGAAUACAUUUAUUGUCUAUUUUGUGGUGUAGUAAAUUGUGUGGAUUGCUAUCGGGGAAGUUGACUAUCGUAUCUUUGUAAGGUCGGAACAUGAUUUGCAAUAAUAAAAUGUCUCUGAGGCAAAGAGGAAUUAUAUACAGCA
This is a messenger RNA of Nymphaea colorata (pocket water lily), 1703 nucleotides long. Its product is annotated as PTI1-like tyrosine-protein kinase At3g15890. Gene Ontology annotation, biological process: protein phosphorylation. Lineage: Eukaryota; Viridiplantae; Streptophyta; Magnoliopsida; Nymphaeales; Nymphaeaceae. The record is from RefSeq and is a predicted model, not a curated record. The transcript has 4 exons. Gene Ontology annotation, molecular function: ATP binding; protein kinase activity. The coding region runs from base 259 to 1362 and encodes 367 amino acids.